AUGGAAGUGAAGGUUUUUGUGGAUGGUAUCCCACGGGUGGUAUGUGGAGUAACAAGGGAAACAACAUGCCAAGAAGUGGUCCUAGUGCUGGCUCAAGCAUUGGGUCAACCCGGGCGCUACACGUUACGGGAGAAAUUUAAAGACUUUGAGCGGUGCAUGACACCCGAGGAACAUCUUCUGGAGACCCUGGAGAGGUACGGUGAGCAGUCCAAGGAGGUCCAGCUCAGUCUAUUCCACAGAGGAGCAUCUGUUUUGGAUGAAAUGGGCAAAGCAAAAGUAGGACGAUAUCAACCCUGUCCGCCAUUAAGGAAGAAAGAUGUAGGUUCCAGAAUGAGGAGGAGUAGUGGCUCCCUGAGCCUGCAUCGCCAAAGCUUGCCAAUGUUAUCCUGCUUAAGGGAAGAAGGUGAGAAGAAGCAAGAAGACCUGAAAAGGCCUAAAAGAAAGUCUCUGACACUCAUGGAGGAGGCCUGGGACUGGCUGGAAAGUCUGGGGAAAGGAAAGGUCUAUAGCACUGCCCAUGAUAAGGAAAGCAGUAAGUCGGAUAAAAGGAACCGCAUCUCUUUGGAUUUCUCACUCACUGUGGAAAAAGAUAACUCUGGUAGCAUUAGCAAAGGCAAAGGGAAAGGUCAAAAAGCUUUGAAGUCAGAACUGGACCAUCAAACCUCCUGCUGCAUAGGAAAUCAGACAAGGGGUAAAGAAAGCAAACACUCUAAAAAAACAAAUGAGGCAAAAUCCAACCUGUGUGGUUCAACUGCUGCCAGGACUGAGGAGAAAAAUACUCUCAGAGAAACCAUAAUAUGUCAGCUCAAGUCCUUGCAGGAUCUACAGGCCCAGAUAACACGUAUAGACAGGCAGAUUUUUGACCUCGAGGAACGUCAAAGGGCCAGAAUCGCUGAACAGCAAGCACAAGAGAGGAUAGUGGAAGAAGAGAUGGAGCAGAUCAGGUUUUGGGAAAACGAGUUACAAUCAGAGGAAGGUUACGAGAAGGAUUUGCAGUAUCAGUUCCUCGAGAUGAGAGCGAAGGCCGUGGAGUGCAAGGCUAAACUGGAGGAGUACAAGUGCAAAAUGCAGCGGCUUGAUUUUUUCAGAGGUGCCGCUCAAGAAGAUUCUGAGACGGCUUCAAAACUCAGCUCAAAUUGUGCCAGUGAAAUUCACGCCGCUUCGGCCCAGGAUGGCAAUCUGGAGCAGUCCAGUGCAGAUGGGAGUGUAAAUGUCAACAGGAAGUUCUUGCCCAGAGAAGACGCCAGCCAUCCUCACGCUCUAGUUCAUCCAAACCAAAUAAAGGAGCGGCGGCCCACUGGACCCACCGAGCUAAGGGAGUGGUGGACACGCUGGUCAGAAGCCCAUAGAUCUCAAUCGCAGACUCAGAAGGUGAUUCACCGCUCUGAGCUCACUAUAUAUUUGAGCAGUACCAAGGUUUAG
Messenger RNA from Pelmatolapia mariae (spotted tilapia), 1422 nucleotides. It is a transcript of the gene rassf11, whose product is annotated as Ras association domain family member 11. The transcript has 2 exons. Lineage: Eukaryota; Metazoa; Chordata; Actinopteri; Cichliformes; Cichlidae. Gene Ontology annotation, biological process: signal transduction. Bases 1 to 1422 code for a protein of 473 amino acids. The record is from RefSeq and is a predicted model, not a curated record.